UUGAAGGAAGCAGUCGUGUGUUGCGCAUACGGUCCGUUGGUCCAUUUGUCCGUUGGUGUGUGUGUGUGCGUGUGCACGUGCUGCUCGUCGCGACAAUUUCGACUGGUACAAUAAUAGACAACAGUAGUGGGAAUUAAUUAAUGCUCCGGUAGUGACUGUAAACGGAGACUCAGUUAUAAAAGGGAGCUACCCAGCCAUAUGAUAGCAUGGAUAGUAGUGCCAAGCCAAAGCGCAAAAACCCGCGCCAGAAUGCAAAUAUAAUAUCACAACUGAUAUUUGCCUGGGCCAUACCAUUACUGUAUCGAGGAUCCCGCAGCGGCUUGAACACAGAUGACCUGACAGUAUGCCUCAAGGAUGACCGCUCCGAACAGUUGGGCGAUCGUUUAGAGGACCAGUGGUUUAAGGAACUAGAACGAUCCCAUCGCAAGAAACAGAAGCCUCACCUCAGAAACGCUUUAUUCCGUUGCUUUCUGGGACCGACGAUCAUUAAUGGCCUCAUUUGCUUAAUCUACAUAGUGAUCAAGACCUUGAUUCCAGCUGUUCUUGCGCAGUUGUUGAUACAGUUCCAAAAAGCUCCUGUUGUGGAAGUGAGAAAUGUCGCAGUUAAAGAUUUGUCAAUAUCGGAUUCCCUGAAUCGAACUGCACGCUCAAUUGGAAACUAUGUGCUGAGUCAGGCUGUUGCCCACUCCAGUGGAUCACCAGGAGAUGAUUAUUCCCCUAAUUCCCUGGACAAGGGGGAUCCCCUGAAGGAACCAAUUCAACCUGUAACCGCCGAAGCGGACCACAAUGCCACUAUGGUGCGUAAUGUCUUGGAUCAAACUGCCGAGUACGUGUGGAACGACGCCUACAGCCUGGGCACUGUCCUGGUGACCGCGACGCUCCUUGGCUGUUUUUUAUUGCACCACGUCGAUCUCCGCCAGCGCUUAAUGGGCGCCCGGAUGCGAAUUGCAUGCUGCUCGCUGAUCUACCGGAAAACACUACGCCUCUCCAUGAAAACAGCGGGCCAGACGCCAGCUGGUUACCUAAUCAACCUGCUCUCGAACGACGUGAAUCGUCUCGACUAUGGUUUUAUUUUCAUGCACUGGAUUUGGAUCAUGCCGCUCCAUGCGGUGCUCACGUGCUACCUGAUUUGGCUAAACAUCGGAAUUCCGGCGCUGGUGGGAGUGAUUGGAUUGCUUCUAAAAACGGUGCCCGUGCAAACGGCCCUGAGUAAGGUGACCUCAGUCCUGCGGAUGAGGAUUGCAGAGCGAACGGACGAGAGAGUGGGCAUCAUGAAUGAGCUGGUGCAGGGCAUUCAGGUUAUCAAGAUGUACGCUUGGGAGAAACCCUUCCAGGCGGUGGUGUCUGAAGCGCGUCGCCGCGAAAUUCAGCAGAUCCGCUAUGCAUCCUACCUGCGUGGCUUCUACCUCAGCACCAUGGUGUUUACAGAGCGGUCCACCCUUUAUAUUACCCUGGCAGCGGCUGCUCUUCUGGGUCAGCCCAUUACCGCCGACUUUGUGUUCUCCGCAGCCAGUUACUAUAACAUCCUGCAACUGGUGGCUGCCAUUUGGUACCCUCUUGCUGUGAGUUUCGGAGCAGAAGCCUUGGUCUCUCUGAGCCGCAUUCAGGAUUUCCUGAUGCUAGAGGGACGCGAGGAACGGACACAAGGACUCACUCAAAAGAAAGAUCAGGAGGGCGGAGAUUCUAGAGCCGUAACCAUCAAGGAUAUUAAUGCCAGUUGGGAUAAUGAGAAGCCCCAGAGGACAUUGCAAAACAUUAAUCUUCAAAUCGAGAAGGGUCAACUGUGUGCGGUGAUUGGACCCGUGGGUGCCGGCAAGAGCUCAAUCCUUCAGCUACUGCUGGGCGAACUUCCAGUCAUCGAUGGCGGUGUAGUGGUCCAGGGAGACCUUUCCUAUGCCUCCCAGGAACCCUGGCUGUUUACGGGAUCGGUGCGAAAUAACAUCCUGUUUGGCGAGGACUACGAAAGAAAGCGCUACCAGGAGGUGACCCGCUGCUGUGCCCUCGCCACGGAUUUCCAGCAGCUCCCCAACGGAGAUAAAACCAUUGUGGGUGAACGGGGAGCCUCCUUAUCCGGUGGUCAACGAGCCCGCAUCAGCUUGGCUCGAGCGGUUUACAAACCCGCCUCGAUCUAUUUGAUGGACGACCCGCUUAGCGCUGUGGAUGCUCACGUGGGCAGACAUUUGUUUGAUGAGGUGAUUGGACCCCGAGGUCGACUGGCCCAGCUAAAAGCUACUCGUAUUCUGGUCACCCACCAAGUGCACUUUCUGUCCGAAGCUGAUAUUAUUGUGAUCGUGGACCAGGGAAGGAUCUUGAGACAGGGCACCUACCAGGAGCUGAUCAACAGUGAUUUGGAUUUUGCAAAGUUGCUCGAGCGACCCAAGGAGGAGCAGGAGGAGCCGGAAAAUAGUCGCCAUCAAUCAUCAUUGGAGAGCGACGACGAGGACAUACCCUUUAUCGAUGGCGAAAAAGACGGGUACCAGCAGUUGAGGAAACAGAGUAGUUCGAUUCAUGGCAGCAAGUCGUUGGACAGCGCGCAGCUGGAUGAUGAAGUGGAUGAGGAUGCCCUGGCCGAGGCACAAGCCUCUGGUGGCGUCCCCCGCGUUUGGUACGAGUAUUUCCAUGCGGGCAGCACCCUCGUGAGCUUCAGUUUCAUGGUGUUUGUGAUGCUUAUGUCACAAGUGGUAUGUAGCAGCUCGGAUUAUUUUUCCAAUUUUUGGACGCAGCAGGAGCACCAGCGGUCGCUGGGAAAUCCCACCAGUUUUACCACCUUUGAGUGCAUGUACAUUUACGGAGGUCUUAUCAUCGCCGUGGUUAUCAUGACCACGUUCCGAGGGUUCCUGUUCUUCAAGGUCUGCAUGCACGCCUCUAAGGUGCUGCACGAUCGAAUGUUCGCCUGCAUUCUGCAUGCCACCAUGAGAUUCUUUGACACCACUCCCUCGGGAAGGAUUCUCAAUCGCUUCUCCAAGGACAUGGGCGCCAUUGAUGAGUUGCUUCCGCGGGCGAUGAUGGACUCUAUACAAAUCGCCCUAGUCAUGUUUGGCAUUCUGAUCCUUAUUAGUAUAGUAAAUCCUGUUUUAAUGGCUGCCAUGUUGGUGGUGGCUAUUGUGGAUGUGCUUAUCCUAAAGCUGUACCUGCGACCCUCGCAAGAUCUUAAGCGUUUGGAGGGCAUUUGCCGCAGUCCAGUUUUCUCCCAUCUGAGUGCUUCCCUCACUGGUCUGGCCAUCAUUCGAUCCCGCCAGAUGCAGGAUGUGGUAGUCAAAGAGUUUGAUUUGCUGCAGGAUGUACACAGUAGCGUGUGGCAGCUGACCAUGGCUGUGAAUACGGCUUUGGGCUUGUGGCUGGACUGUGUGAGUUGUGUCUUCCUCACGGCAGUCACCUUCAGCUUCAUCGUUUCCAAUGAAUCGACGUACAGCGGAAAUGUAGGUUUGGCCAUAUCUCAGGCCAUGAUUCUGACCGGAAUGGUGCAGUACGGUGUGCGGCAGGUAGCGGAGUCCUUGCAACAGAUGACCAGCGUUGAGCGUGUCCUGCAAUACACCGAACUGGAGCAGGAACCAGCGUUGAGCGAGAAGAUCCCUCCCCAGCAGUGGCCAACCCGUGGUCAGGUGGAGUUCCGCAAUAUGAACUGUCGCUACGAUCCGAAUGGAUCGCCUGUACUAAAAAAUCUGAAUCUUACCAUCGAGGCGGGCUGGAAGGUGGGCAUUGUUGGACGUACAGGCGCUGGCAAGUCCUCGCUGAUUGGGGCUCUCUUCCGGUUGGCAAACAUCGAGGGAGAGAUACUUAUCGACGGCAUUGAAACCGGCACGAUUUCGUUGGAGAUCCUGCGAACCCGAAUCUCGAUUAUACCCCAGGACCCGGUUCUAUUUUCGGCCACCAUCCGUUACAACCUGGAUCCCUUUGAGCGGUACACGGACGCUGAGCUGUGGAGCGCAUUGGAGGAUGUGGAGCUACGUGGUGCUAUUCCCGGUCUGGAUUACAUGGUCACGGAGAGGGGAAGCAAUUUCAGUGUGGGUCAGCGGCAGUUGCUCUGCUUGGCGAGAGCGAUUCUCCGGAACAACAAAGUCUUGGUUUUGGAUGAGGCCACGGCCAAUGUGGAUCCACAAACCGAUGCCCUGAUCCAGAGCACUAUUCGCAUUAAGUUCAAGCAAUGCACAGUUGUCACUGUGGCCCACCGAUUGCACACUGUCAUGGAUUCGGAUCGGAUUAUAGUGAUGGAUGCUGGCGUGGCUGUGGAAUUCGAUGUACCUUAUCUGCUGCUGAAGAAGUCACAAGGACACCUGCGACAAAUGGUCGAGGCCACGGGCGGAGAGGCGGAAGCCCUGAAGAAGACAGCCAGUGAUAGUCACAAAAGGAGGCAGAGAGAGCGGGAUCAGCGAGAUCGUGAGGAGGAGGAUGAAAUACAGGAGUGAGCAGCGGUGACCUAAAACAUCCACCGGGAAUCGCAUUUACCCAAAGCUGGUGCCUAUAAUGGCUCAAGGUUGCAAUUUUUGGCUCCCUAAUGUAAUAGAGCGAGACCAAAACGAAAGCCGUACCAAAAUAGUUUUCCCUUAAACAUACAUUUUAUGUUAUCCAUUUUUCAUGUACUUAUUGUAGUUAAGUAUGUAAACGAAAAGUCUAAAUGACCUGCCUUAUACGUAUUGUACUUAGAUAUAAUCUCCGCGAGGGAAUUUGUGUAAAAUAUUAAAAAGACCGCCAACUUAAAACAUGACAAAGAAGAUACUAACGUUCUGGUAACAGAUUAGAAGUGAACACUGCCAUCCUUGAAGGAUCAGUUGUAUGUUCUUUACCUAACCACUUAUUAGUUAGUUCGUCAAAUAUAUUCUGUAUAUAUAUGUGUAUAUUCUGUACAUUAUUGCAAGUAAGCAAAUCCUACUACUGAACUAUUGUACUUGAAACUCUAGAUAGAAUAAAUAUUUGCCGAGUUUAUUAAAAUA
Drosophila rhopaloa is the source of this 4931-nucleotide messenger RNA. It is a transcript of the gene Cftr, whose product is annotated as ATP-binding cassette sub-family C member 4. The record is from RefSeq and is a predicted model, not a curated record. Gene Ontology annotation, molecular function: ATP binding; ATP hydrolysis activity; ABC-type transporter activity. NCBI's taxonomy places the organism in Eukaryota, Metazoa, Arthropoda, Insecta, Diptera, Drosophilidae. Gene Ontology annotation, cellular component: membrane. Gene Ontology annotation, biological process: transmembrane transport.